This is a messenger RNA of Geosmithia morbida, 738 nucleotides long. RefSeq names its product 20S proteasome subunit alpha 5. The record is from RefSeq and is a predicted model, not a curated record. Gene Ontology annotation, biological process: proteasome-mediated ubiquitin-dependent protein catabolic process. The transcript is spliced from 3 exons. Lineage: Eukaryota; Fungi; Ascomycota; Sordariomycetes; Hypocreales; Bionectriaceae. The coding region runs from base 1 to 738 and encodes 245 amino acids. Gene Ontology annotation, cellular component: proteasome core complex, alpha-subunit complex; nucleus; proteasome core complex.
AUGUUUAUGGCAAGGUCAGAAUACGAUCGGGGCAUCAACACCUUCUCCCCGGAGGGACGCCUCUUCCAAGUCGAGUACUCCCUGGAGGCCAUCAAGCUCGGCUCCACGGCCAUCGGCGUGGCCACGUCGGAGGGUGUCAUCCUAGGUGUCGAGAAGCGCGUGACCUCGACGCUGCUAGAGACGUCGUCGGUCGAGAAGAUUGUCGAGAUCGACCGCCACAUCGGCUGCGCCAUGUCAGGUCUGCAGGCCGACGCUCGCUCCAUGGUCGAGCACGCCCGCGUCGAGUGCCAGUCCCACACCUUCAACUAUAACGAGCCCCUCGGCGUCGAGAGCACUACCCAGGCCAUCUGUGACCUGGCCCUGCGCUUUGGCGAGGGCGCAGACGGCGAGGAGACCAUCAUGUCCCGCCCCUUUGGCGUCGCCCUCCUCAUCGCCGGCUACGACGAGAACGGCCCCCAACUGUUCCACGCCGAGCCCAGCGGUACCUUUUACCGCUAUGAUGCUAAGGCUAUCGGUUCGGGGUCCGAGGGUGCCCAGGCUGAGCUGCAGAACGAAUACCACAAGUCCCUCACUCUCGAAGACGCCGAGACGUUAGUCCUCAAGACCCUCAAGCAGGUCAUGGAGGAGAAACUCGACCACAAGAAUGUCCAGCUUGCUAGUGUCACCAAGGACAAGGGCUUCAGGAUAUACUCGGACGAAGAGAUGGCCAAGGUUGUUGACCGGCUGCCCGCCAACUGA